This is a messenger RNA of Peniophora sp. CBMAI 1063, 1530 nucleotides long. Lineage: Eukaryota; Fungi; Basidiomycota; Agaricomycetes; Russulales; Peniophoraceae. The record is from the annotation of a GenBank genome assembly.
AUGCCCUCCGUCCAUCCCAUCUCGCAGCCCUCGCCUACACUCCUCGAUCUCAAGUACCAGGAGCUGAAGGACAAGGUUCGCGACGACACGAAGGCCGCCGCGAAGGACGUUCGCGAGUACAUCGCGAGGACGUACGAUGUCCAGACGGUGAUUCCCCGUCAUCAAGCUCUCAUGACCGACAUCGGCGCGGUGAAGACCGCCAUCAACGGCCUACGCGAUCAAACGCGCAUCACCGCGUUGGAGGACCGCAUGAAGAAGUUGGAGGAGGCGGUGGAACGGCAAGGGAAGGAGAGCGUGACAAAGCUCGACAACAUCGCGGAGAUGCUGUCCAAGUUCAUCGAGGAGCAGAAGGGCGGAUCGCCUACGCUGCGUUCCCAGGGCGUUCAGGCCGCCAACGUCGCACCGGACGAAGACGUGCAGAUGGGUCCCUCAGCAGAAGAGGCGGCACAAGCAGUGCACGAGGCUCUGUCUGGGGGACCGCAUAACACACCUGAGGCGUCGCAGACGGCCCAGGAAUCCGCCCAGACGCCAUCCCCGCCCGCAUCAUCGCCACUGUCAGCUACACUGGGUAUAGCGAUGCGCGCUGAGAUGGCACAGGCCGCGCAAAGUCCUGUCGCAUCCGCCGGAUCUCCGCCUCCGCCGCCUCCGCGACAGACACGCGAAUCUCCGUCUCCGCCGUCCCCGCGUCUGCAGCCUGAGCUGGAGAUCCCACCGCCGGCAUCUCCGCGCCAAGACGAGCAUGCGGAUGUUCAACCUCCGCCACCGACUCGCACGUCAAGUCCGCCGCGUCAGCCACAGGCCGAGCUGCAAAUUGAGCUCGCCGAGACGAGGGCACGGCUCGUCAAGUCCACCCCGGAGGACGCUAUUCCCCCGCGCGCCGCCAUUCGCAGUCCCCCACCUGUGGUCUCCACACCCACGCCAGGGACUACCGCGACGCAGAACGAGUCGCGCGCGAGCUCUCCUGGGAGCGACCAACGCCCUCCUUUGCGUCUGUCCACGCUGGACAGCGACAUGGACGUCGACAACGACGUGCCAGCGCCAGAGCCCGGUUCUGACUGGGCGGGCGAAGGCCAGCACGAGUCAGACGACGAUCCGGACGCGGAGGGGAGCCUGGACGUCAACCUAGGGAAGUCGGGACGCCAUCUGAAGGCCGCUGAGGACUCGGACGCAGAAGAGGAAGGCGUGCUUCCUCCGCCUCCCAAACCUCCUGUUCGGGCACUUCCGGUCGAACAGGAGAUAACAGCACGGGACUACGUUGCGAGGGAGGACGCGGAGGUGGAGCUUCGCGCAGGCGCGGAGAUCCGAGCGGAGAAGCAGGCGGAGAAGGCCGCGGCUGCGCUGGCGGAUGCGGACACGGAGAGUCCGACGAAAAAGUCCGGCGGACGUAAAGGCUCUAAGCGAGGUGGGAAGGCCCCAGCUGUGCCCUCUAGUCCUGCAGGUGCGGGGAAGGCGACGUGUUCGAAGGGAAAGGCACCUGAACCCGGUGAGCUGCCUCCGACGCGUAAGCCGUGUGGCGCGCCCAAGGCCUAA